AAAAAAACAGACGCAAAGCCCAAGAGAAAACAACUGAAAAAAGAACUGUAUAUAUAUUAAAACUUCAUAAGUAAAUUCCGACUUUUAUAUUCGUCUCUAGUGUUUAGUUGAGGACGUAAUUGUUUUGUUUAAGCUUCCAAGGUUAUUAGAUGGUUUAUUAAUCAAUUGUUGGUUUAAACUUCUGUUAAAACUUUAUUGGGAUAACAUUUCGCAUUAACAUUAAGUUUUGCGUUUAGCCGAAUCGGCAAAAUUUUCCAGAUUUCGCAGGAAUUUUUGUUUCGUGGUAAGAUUUUUCGCGGAUUUCUGAUUUAUAGAAAACUCGUAAAUUAAAAAUUUUGUGUAAUUGACUAAAAUAAGAAAGUAAAUAUAAAAAAACUAGAAAAAGAAGAAAGAGUUACUGUUAUUUGAAUAGAAAAUAUUAUCUUUUUUUUUUUUGGAAGUUGCUAUGUUAUAACAGUUUAAUAUAUUCUAAAGUAUCUUCGAAGUGAUUUACUUGUUUUACCGCCGUAAAUAAGUUGCAUAGGCAAAAAGGUACCACUGAAAGUUAUAACAAAAAUCUUGUACUUCUCAACUUUUGUAACAAUGUCGUACAAAUACUAAUACUUAAUUUCUUCGAAUGCGCCAUCUGGUAUUUCUUAUUUGAAUCUUGUUGCUUUCCCUUUAGCGAAACAAAUCCGAUGAAAAUAGGCUUCGAGCCUAGUGGGAAGAUUCUAUGUCGAUUUCUCCAACUAAUCCGGGGUAGCGAGCCAUUAUUGCUUUUGCGGUAUUUACAGCAGUGCCUCUAGGAAUCUCGCAUACGUGGUUACCUAUAGCUGUCAAGUACUUUUGAACCAUGCCAUCUAAUGGUCCCAUAAGGAGUGGUUUACUUGUUACGGUACUUUUUCGAUCCGGGUUGAUAUAGAUUUCCCCUUUCUUUUGGGUUCUGCAAUUUCAGAUUCGUACUUCUUUUGAAAGACUCCAACUGUACUUUCGUUCAUUUUCGAAUAUUGUGCAUUAAUUGUGCAUUGUGCAUCAUUUUGGCUAGAGUAUUUUCCAAUUUUGAAACCAUCUUUUGGUGUACUCUACACGUAACAGAUUGUCGUGUGUGACGUCCUUUACAACAAGAAAUCGAACGUUUUAUAGUUUUUUUUCUUCUUACUGAGAGUUUUGAAAGUAGAAAUUUUCAAAGUAAGCAUGGAAAAAGCAAACUUACUGAAUUUACAGCGAGAUUAGGGAUACCUCCAUUAUUGUAGAAUAAGAACCCCGAAGGACGAAGAAGUGUUGCAAUGUUCAUAUGAAUUUUGCAAUGUAUUCAAUAUAUUUGUCAAAGAGACAUGCAAGGUUUGUAGAACCAUUGUUGGUCACUCGUCACGUGAACUCUCGAGGUCUACAAAGUUUCUUCUAGAUCGAGGAGUUAAAAUUACUUCAAAACUCAUCACAACACAGAAGGUCUUCUUUUUUUCAAGGUGGUCUAGAAAUUGCAUGUAAAGUCUCACUCACCUUAGCUGGAACUGUAAGAAAUCACUCAUUGACUGGUAUCUAGAAAUCGUUAAACCAACUAUACAGAGUCAAUAAACAAAAUAAUAUUGGGUUUUUUCUUAUGGCCAAACGAAUCUGCUUCUCGCAAGAUGCAAUCGCCAGGAGAUCGGAUUGUUGAGGAUUAACACGUUAUUUGUAUUUCCAUCUGUAGUUACUGUUUUAUUCAGACAUAAAAAAGGCAUACGAGAAGUUUAAUAAAGCAUGAUCUUGUCAUACUUUUAAUUCUUUAAUGAAAAAGGUACUCAUUGCACGUAUCGCCCCUGCAAAUAUUUUAUUAGACUGUUUGAUCGAAUCACAAAGAGGUUACCUUUUGUCAUCAGUUAAGCAGGGUCCUUUGCAUGAGUAAUUUAAAACUAAAGUUUGAAAAAUUUUUCAUUAUCGAGAUCCUUGGUGUUUAAGGAGGUAGGUGUAUUGAUACUGUCUGUUUCCUGUUUUGGGAAGAACCUGAACUAAAACCAGAGUCUGGUUGUGAAAGCUGAACCACCAUAAAUAAUAACAGGUUCAUCACAGUACUCAACUAUCAAUUUUUCAGACCCACAUAACUCACCUCUACCCCUUUCGAGUUUUCCCACAUGUCGUUAGCUAUUAAUGUAGGUUUUUCUGGGCCAACGUCCUCUACAUUUUAUCGAGUCAUCAUUACGUCAUCAUUAUCGUGCUAAUUGGGUUUAUCAGAAUUAUAGUCGUUUUUGUUACAUGUCAUACUGAUUUUGUAUUCCUUCAGGGAAUUUAUAAGCUGCUCCUUAAACUCUGGAUUCUGUUUAAACUUCUUGUCUGCUGCCUCGCUCGCCGUUAUUGAUUUCCUUCUGUUUUGGAUUUCUUUUCUUUUCAACUCAGCGUUCGGGCUGGCAAAGUGAUAUUAUAUGAGCCAAGUAAACCAACCUAAUCAACCCCUCCGUCUUGAUAAAACGAGCCAGCUCUCCCAGCCAGUUGUCUCGCCACGUACAACGUCAAAUAUUUUUUAGUAUCUAUCUGCCAUUAUAAUGCAUAUGGCGAGCUAUAACCGAGUCAACCUGCCAACCGAGUCAAUAAUCAGACUCCUAGUUGACUAGCUAGCGUUUAUCGCGGCAAUUUAGUCGAAGUUGUCAACACAACCAUAGAGCUAUUUAACUACUUGCAAUUAUUUACCCACACAGUACACACAGGUAUUGGGAAUGGUAGCCCUAGUCCGGUUAUGGUAGGGAUUCGUAGCGUUAAAAAGCCCAAGAAAUAAAUGCUGAAUUAAUACUGGCUUCACGUUUAUUAUGGGUGGAGAACAACAGAGUUUGUCUGUUACAGACACAUGAAAGUAGCGUAUUAGUAUUAUAAGACUAGUUGUUUGAACGCGUAUUUAUAUAUAAAGCUAAAAAUAAAACUAACGAAAUAGGUAACAACGUUAAAAAUUGUUAUUGUUCGUAGAUUUUCCCGUACAUUAAUACAUUACAAAACAACCACACACCCUUAAAACCCAUAACAGUGAAUUUAAAUUAGCAUACAAUUUCCAUCUGAUCAGCUUUGUUUUAUCACAUGAUUUGUUCUCACCUAUUAAAAAAGCUAAUAACACGCAAAGGAGUAAAAAGACAGGAAACAAACUAUAAAAGUUAAUUCACCAUAAGUGUUACAUAAUAAAUUUAGUUCGUGGAGAAUGUUUCUUUUGAGAAUUUAGUUUAUGAAGUAUAUACAAAACGUUUGUAUGGAUAUGGUUAAUAGACGUCGCUGCAUAAAAUUGUAAACAAUAAAAUAUUGUCAUGUCACAGAGAGAUGAAAUUAGCGUAUUGAUGGUUAUUUUUAAUCAUGAAUUUGCUGCAGCUGUAACCCUUGCUUCUACUUUGCAAUUAUUUUUUCUAACCUUGUUCAAUUUUGUUUUCACAUUAGUAAAAUUGUUUUAUACAGUGGAAGCUCGCUCGCUCAGCGGACCCGUUUGUCAGACUUUGUCCGCUUUAGAGAGGUGUCUGCCUUUGAAAGAUUUUGCUUAUUUUGGCAAAAAGCGUGCGAAAAAAUUCUUACCCUCCGCUCUCCAUCCCCCCUCAUUAGACAUGCCCAUACUACACAAGGAAACGUUUUUGAAAGACCAUUUGGCUCGAAUUUAUUUUAUGUAGUAAAACGAAAGUAUCGUGAACAAGUGCUUGGACAAAAAGAAAAACAAUAAAAUAUUGAUUUUUGAUACUUUGGUCACAAUUUUUCUUUGUUCGUUUUAUAGAAGUCUUAAAUAUUAUUAUAAUUUUCGGGGGUAAAUUAUGAUAAAAUUACUAAUUUGUGUUCCAGUGACUAAUGUUUCCGUCCGGUCAAAAGUUUUCCCCGACUAAUAAUUUUCUCCGAACUUUAACCCGACUAUAGAUUUUCCAAAAACUUUAUCACUGGCCUCUUUUAAAUAAAUUGUUUCACUUUUGUUCCUAUUUUCAAAUACAGUAGACGUCCGUUAAUUCGAAUGCCACUUAAUUCGGACUUUCCGUUAUUUCGAACAAAUUGCCAAUUCCCUUGAAUUUGCUUUAAUAAAGUCUUAUGUUUUGAGCUGCUUAAUUCGAACUCCGCUAAUUCGAACAUUUCGCUAAUUCGAACAAUUUUUUGGUCCCAAGACUACGUUAUGCUCGUUAAUUCGAACUUUUGUGUAUCGAUAAAUAAAGUCUAAUGGGGAAAUAAAAAAAAAACGCUUUUAUUUUUAUUCAUUUUUAUUACAUCAAUGGUGGCAAAAUUUCUUUUAAUUUAUUAAUAAAAUUGGGAUUUCCAAUAAAAUGAAAUCUACAAGGAAUAUAGAGGCCUUGCCCAUCGCCAAGCAAACAACGUUGAAAGUUUUUUUUUUAAAAAGUUGUAGUAAAGUUGUAACAAAGUUAUAUUAGCAUAACCCCUUUAAACGUUCAUUAAAAUUCUUGUUUUUUCUGAACUUCCGAUAAUCCGAACAUUCUUUAAUUCGAACAAAUAAUUUAGUCCCUUGCGUGUUCUAAUUAACGGACUUCUACUGUAUAAUCAUUAAUAGCCGACCAUACGAUAGAGAAAUCGUUUAUAGACAGUACAUGGUCACACUUUGAGAUGAGAUAGCUGUUCUUUGACGAGAUCGAACGUGUUUACAUGUUAGAAAUGCCCAAAUGUUCGAAGAUUCAAUUCGAAGUUGCAUCGAUCACACGUAAAUAUGUAAACAGUACAAUAAUAAUAGAUUCUUUAUCAAUUUUUUCCUUUAAAUGAAAAUGCUACUAAGUUUAUAUUAAAGGGAAUUAAGCCUCAAACUUAAAUAGCAUUAUUUCGGUUAACAUUAUGUUCAUUUCUCAAAUUCUGUUUAAAAUUUUGAAUAAUAAAUAUUAUUUGGAUUGAUUUUAAUAUAAAAGGUUCCCCUUCUAUGAGCGAACGCUAAGCACCAUUUAAAUUUUCUAUCGUGACGUAUCUUACGCUGCUGCGAGUUAUGGAAAACUGAAUACUCCAAACCAGAACUUGAAAAAGUGACUUAUGAAUCUAGUGAUAGAGAAGAAAAAGACAAAUUGAAUUCAAGCAAAAAAAUUUGCAUUGGUGUACCUGUACAAGUUGCGUUAUUUUCAAUUCCUUCACUCUUGUGAAAUGCAAGUCUUGCCAAGAAUUCUCCAUUUUAUUGAAUGACAAGUUGAAUAAUAACAAGUGCAUCACGAUGCAUAAGGAUUUUGAAAUUUUAUGUUUAAACCGCACAGUGUUAGAGACAGCCAGCAUACGACAUCGACGAUACUAGAAAAAUAUAACAAACUCUCCACAUUUACUAAUAAGUACGUUUUUCUUCAAAAAAUAUGUUUCUCGUAUAUAUUUUCAAAGACCAUAUUUCUCAUAGUCACACCAAAAUAAAACAUUCUUCGUAUCUUCUUAUCUUUUCACUUUUCGCUUUAUAAUCUUACAGGUCCAUGCGCUAUGAAAAUACACAACAUCGCAGAUUAUUAAUUAAAUUAAAAAUAAUUUCAUUCCUUGGAUAUCAAAUAAAAAAGGAGAAGAGCCCAUGUGCCUCAAAUAACAAUUUGUUUCAAAGACGUUUUGACGAAUGAAUAAUUUCAAUAAUUUUAUCCUGCUUUACACUAUAACUUAAACUUUGAUUCCUUGUACGGACAUGAGGUACACCAGUUACUGACAGUACAUGGCCUGGGUACAUUAUUUUGAAAGGCUUGGAAAAUGAUGUCGCGUAGUGAUUCUAGCUUGUGUUGUGCAAAAAAUAAGGGAAAUAUCUUAUAAUCCAAAUGGAAAGUAUACUGGUUUCAAAGAAUUUGUUGAAAUAUAACGGAACUUAACAUUUUCAAACAAACAAUAACAACGAAAAAGCGAAAUAAAGUACAACGGAUCAGAGUUAUUUUUUUUUUUGAAUCGUUACGUUAGUUCACAUUGUGUAAACAACUUUUAAAAAAGACAAUAAUGAAGAGAUCAAAAAAUUGAAAUGAGCCUAAAAUACGUCGUAGAUCUCCAUUGCAGAUAUUGUUUUGAUUUUAACAUGGCGAUUACUGUUGUCAACUUUUAUGCUAGAAAAGGGAUGUAAAUUCAAAGAAUUUCAAUUUUUUUUAUAUACCAUCAAAAUAUGUAGGGUUUGUAAAAGAUAUUUCCAAAGAAAAAAAAUUUCGGCUUAAUUCCCCUUUAGUAACCAUUUAGGUACAUAAUCCGAAAAUACUUAUAGCAGCGAGAAAUUGUGUAUUUGUAAGUGCCGGUGGCUAAUUUUUCAAUGUAAAUAUUUAUAAAUUAAAUUCUUCUUUAUAGAGCCUCUGUGUUUUUCGGCGGAAGCAUAUUAGAUAAGCCUCGUUUUCGUUUGCAUAGUGAGAAGAACGAAACUAGUCGCACGCGAAAGGAAGCUCUGAAAUUCUAAAAACAAUGUUACACUGGUACUUUGAAUUUAAUAAUUUUUAACCUAGAAUUCGUUAAUAAUAUUAUGUAUGUAAAGUAACUUUCUGUUUUUAGAAGACACUACCUGAUCAAACUUUUAUUGGGGGGACAAAAGGCGUGUCCUGGUUUAUUUAUAUAGUCUUCUUUAAAGAACUGGGGACAAGUUUAUUUCCUUUUGUUCAAAGUUACAUAACUUAUUUUCAACAAGAAAGUGUCAUGCAAUGACUUGUUUUGACAAACAAAAUAGAAUUAUUACCAGUAGAGCUUUCUAAUUUGAGUAUUAAAGAUGUGGCAAAAAAGAGUACGUACAGUGAUUAAUUGUCGAUGUUGUGUGGUGUGUUUGGCUCUUUUAUUGAUUUGUCUUGGUGUUACUGCCUUGCUUUGGUUCCAUACAUUAUACAAAAAUAUUUUGACAAAGAAACUGACCAUGACCCCUGGUAAUGAUGCGUAUGAUAAUUGGUUAAACCCGCCAAAUGGAGUCUACAUGAAGUAUUAUUUCUUUAACUAUACAAAUGUCGAAGAAAUUAAAGCAGGAGCAAAACCUUUGGUAAAACAGAUCGGUCCUUAUACGUACAAAGGUAUAGUAAAAAAUACAGUGGUAGCUUCUGAUCAGUUUCAUAUAACUUACAAAGAAAAAUUGACAUAUUACUUUCAUGAUGGCAUGUCAUGUGUCAAUUGUAGCAAGGAUGAUGUCAUUGUUACACCAAGUUCUACUGCUGCGACACUGCUAGAUAGCUUAUACAAAUUGCAUAUUGGAAAAAAUUCGUCAUAUUUCCAGCGGUUUGCACUUAAAGCCUUGAAUAUUAUAUUCAAAACCCACAAUGUUCACUUGUUUCAACCACUCACAGUUGAUGAGAUUCUAUGGGGGUAUAACGACACCUUCUUGGAAUAUUUGCAGCAAGAAGAAGAAAAAUACGGAUGGAUUUUAAAAGCAUUGGGUUGGAAUCUUCCACCAAUUCCAACGACGUUUAUUGCUUUGCAAUACAAUGCAAGCAAACUUUCUUCAUUUGUGGGGAAUCAAACAUUGUUAACUGGACAGCAAAACAUAAACACAGUGCAAAAAAUAAUCCGCUGGAGAGGUUUAAGACAAGUUGACUUUUGGAAUGAUGAGUAUGGAAAUAUGAUUAAUGGAACAGAUGCUUCUCGAUUUCAUCCGUUUAUAAAAAAAUCAGAUAAGCUGUACAUGUUUCUCACUUAUUACUGCAGGUCCUUGUAUAUCACAUACGAUGCUGAGCAAACCAUAAAAGGAAUAAAGUUGUAUGGUUUUCAUCUGACAGAAGAGAUACUUGCGAAUAGUUCGAUCAACCCAAGUAAUAAAGCUUUUUGUGAUGAGAGGUGCUGGCCAUCUGGACUUAUACAUAUUGCUAAAUGUUUGCCAGGACACCCUCCAGUAUUUUUAUCUCUGCCACAUUUUUAUCUUGGAGACCAACAUUUGAUCGACGCUAUCGAUGGUAUUCAUCCAGAAAAAGAUCUCCAUGAAACUAUUAUCGCUGUGGAGCCAGUCACUGGACUUUCCAUGAAUUCACAUCAGCGAUUACAACUUAAUUUUUUUGUUCAACCAGUCCCUUUUCUUGACAUGGUAUCAGGUCUUCAUGAGGAAAUAUUUUUACCAGUUUUGUAUUUGGAUUCAGCUUCAGUGAUUGAUGACAAGAACGCUAAAUUAAUACGUGAUGAAGUGCUCUUGCCGAUGAAAAUAGUUUACUACUCGAAGUAUGUUUUGAUGGGUAUUGGAAGCAUAAUAUUAAUUUUAACUCUUACAUCAUGUGUGAUAAAGAGGAACAAAAAAGUUGGUAAAUUUUCCAAGUUAUAACGCAGACCGCCCUGAGAUUUCAAAAAAAAAUUUGAUGGCGAAGAAACAGAACAAGGAUAUUUUUAUAUGAAAUUAAUGAAAUUAUUUAGUUAGAGUGACGAAAUUACAAAAUCAUUUACCUCAAAAUAAAAUCAUUUUGUAUAACUACGACUUCUUAUUCAGUACCAGUCCUCGCUACAAUAAAGCGCAAUAACAUUCUAUAUAUCACCACCUGAGCCGAAUUUUUCAAUUACGGAUUAACUGGUCUCUUUUCAGCGUAAAGUAUUUUGAAAAAUCGUGUAGUCUUAAAUUAGCAAAGUAUCUUUUUAAUUUUAAUAAUGUGUUAUAGUAGUUUAUAGAAUCUUGUUAUUUGGUUUUCUUACACUUGUUCGUUUAUGAAGGAGUAGUGAACUUGUUUUGUCGUUUUUUUACUUUUUGUUUUUCGUUUAAAAAGAAGCUAUUUUUCGUUCGGAAUUUUAGAAGCUAGUAAUUUUUUGCUUUAUAGAUAUAUACAUAUCAACUUUUUGACAAUUGUUUUUAAAUAUAAAAAGUAAAAAAAAAAAUUAUUUUCUAUGUAAGUUGCAUAUUUAAAACAUGGUAGAUCCUGCAUUUUGUAAUCUGCCAAACAAGAUAUUGCUUGUCACUGCAUCGGAAUGAAAGAUUUUUAUGAGGGUUAAAGAAUGGUAUGAGAAAAAAUAGCCUAUCACUUGUCUUUGAGACAAGUGCUAAAGCCGUAAAGGUUGUCUUGCUAUGUGUUGUUUGAAUAAGUAUGUAGAACGAAUUAUUUUAUAUGUAUUUUUUAUUAUUAUUUCGUUAAUUUAUAGUGUCAAAUUUUUCUGAUUUUAAUAAAUUUUCCCUGUCAUUGCAAUUACAACAUUAUGCUCAUGUGAUUA
Messenger RNA from Hydractinia symbiolongicarpus, 8991 nucleotides. RefSeq names its product lysosome membrane protein 2-like. The transcript has 13 exons. The coding region runs from base 6596 to 8119 and encodes 507 amino acids. Gene Ontology annotation, cellular component: membrane; cytoplasm. Lineage: Eukaryota; Metazoa; Cnidaria; Hydrozoa; Anthoathecata; Hydractiniidae. Gene Ontology annotation, molecular function: scavenger receptor activity. The record is from RefSeq and is a predicted model, not a curated record.